AUGAAUUCUCCCGGCUCAUUGAAGGACACCUACGGGCCUGACCAUUACCGACAAAUUCACGACGAGACCUUUUGGACAAGACUGACGGAGCCGAGCGUCGUGUUGUCUCUAUUCGCUCUCGUAGCAACAGCCACCUACUCCAUCUUCGGCGCUUCGGCUCUUCCAACGCCCCUCUUGUCCCGCCUCGGUCGGACCCUCUGGAACACUCUUGUCUGGCUUAUCCCGUUUGACGCCCUGACCCUUCUCGAAGACUGGCUUUAUCCGCCACUAUUUCCACGACCGAUGCUCCAAAAUCGAGCGAGAACGCACGCUGCAAAGAGCGAGCUCCUCAAGAACAUACUGGGCAUACAUAGGCAGGGAGGCAUCAUGGGGACGGUGUCUCAGGCCGGCAUUCGGGGGCUAUCAUCCGUCUCUAGCGCCGUCAUGAGUCUCAAAGGGUCCAGCGACUACCCACCAGGCUUGGGAAACCUGUCCAACUCGUGCUAUCAGAACAGCAUCCUGCAAGGCCUUGCGUCGCUAAAGCCGUUCCCCAAAUACCUGGCCGACCCUGUCCAGGAUCCCGAAAUUGACCGACGGAAGGUUGAGGCCGUGGAUACGCUCCGGAUUUUGAUUGCGGACCUCAACAGCGCUCGAAACUAUGGUAAGACGCUGUGGACCCCCGGGUCGCUGAAGAACAUGAGCACAUGGCAGCAGCAGGACGCCCAGGAGUACUUUUCGAAGCUGCUGGACGAGGUGGACAGGGAGAUUGCCAAGGCAGCAACGGCGAUGCAGAAGCCGAUGGGAUUCGAGUCGGAAUGCGCGAACGACGACACCGCAACGAGCCAGCAUAGUGACGACAGCGGAUACCAGAGUUUGUCGACGGUUUCGAAGAUUAGCUCAGCCAGAGUGUUGCGGAAUCCGCUCGAGGGGCUGAUUGCACAGCGAGUCGCCUGCGUCGAGUGUGGGCAUUCGGACGGACUGUCGAUGAUUCCCUUCAACUGCCUGACCCUGAGUUUGAACGUUGGCGGCAACGAUCACGACCUCUACGAGCUGUUGGACGCGUAUGCGCACAUCGAGUCGAUUGAAGGCGUCGAGUGCGGCAAGUGUACGUUGCUGAAAGCGAAGCGGCUUUUGACGAUGAUCGUCGAAAGAGCCGAGGCGUCAUAUACGGACGAGGAGAAGCUCAAGGAGCCGAAACUACGUCUCGCCGCCGUCGAAGAGGCGCUGGAGGAGGAUGACUUUGAGGACAAGACGCUCACCGAGAAGUGCAAGUUCCCAUCUCAAUUCAAAGUCUCGUCGACCAAGACGAAACAGGCCGUCAUUGCUCGCCCUCCGCAGAGUCUCGCUGUUCACAUGAACCGGUCCGUAUUCGACGAGAAUACCGGCAUGAUGUACAAGAACUCGUCGGGCAUUCGCUUCCCUUUGACGCUGGACCUCGGCCCAUGGUGCCUCGGCAGUGCCAGUAUCAGUCAUCAACCCGUCGAGGAGCAGUGGCUGCUAGAUCCCAGGUCGUCCAUGAUUGCCGGCGACAAGCGCAAGUCAUACGUCACCGGUCCUAUAUACGAGCUGCGGGCUGUCGUGACCCAUUAUGGAAGACACGAGAACGGGCAUUAUGUUUGUUACCGGAAAUUUCCUCGUCACUCGUCGCCAGAGGGCAGUGCUGAGGCGCCGGUCAAGUCUGCGGCUCUAGACGAUGAUGAGGAGAUGGACUGGUGGCGCUUGAGCGACGAGACUGUGAGGAAGGUUGACGAGGAGGAGCUCCUGGAUCAGGGCAACGUCUUCAUGCUGUUUUACGACUGCGUCGAUCCCAACAUUAUUCCGUCGUCUGAGGUUGCAACUGCAGAGACUUCUCCGAUGAGUACAGAUGCCCCUGUAGACGCAGAAGACGACGAGACGCCCACAGUGGAGAAACCCGCGUUCACCUGCACGGUGAAGGAGAUCUCCGAUGACGACGAGGAGGAGCUCGCUAAUGAUGUGUCUGCGGUUGAAGAGGGAGAUGCUGUGUCACUCCCGGGAGAUGAGAGUACAAGGACAGGCGAAAAAGGACCCCGGAUGAUUGCGGUCUGA
Colletotrichum higginsianum IMI 349063 is the source of this 2046-nucleotide messenger RNA. RefSeq names its product Ubiquitin carboxyl-terminal hydrolase. Gene Ontology annotation, biological process: protein deubiquitination. Gene Ontology annotation, cellular component: cytosol; nucleus. Gene Ontology annotation, molecular function: cysteine-type endopeptidase activity; cysteine-type deubiquitinase activity. Bases 1 to 2046 code for a protein of 681 amino acids. Lineage: Eukaryota; Fungi; Ascomycota; Sordariomycetes; Glomerellales; Glomerellaceae. The record is from RefSeq and is a predicted model, not a curated record. The transcript has a single exon.